CAUGUCCUCUGAAGUCAUGGAGACACGUGUGUGUGUGUGUGUGUGUGUGUGUGUGUGUGUGUGUGUGUGUGUGUGUGUGUGUGUGUGUGUGUGUGUGUGUGUGUGUGUGUGUGUGGUGUGGUCAGUGGGAGGGGCGCUUACUGGUGUCAAAUGGAUAAAACGUGGUGUAUGAGAGCUGCUGUGUCAGAGGCUGCAGUGGUGAAGUGUGUGGGUGAUCCAGUGUCCCGGGCAGGACUUAAACCCAGUGUCCGUGUGAGCUGCCAUGACCUGGCGGCUUUAACUGCUCAGCUGUGCCCAGGCAGGUGUGGAGCUCGGUGCGUGUGUGUGUCAGUGUGUGUGUGUGUGUGUGUGUCAGGACAGAUGAGCUGAGCGUGUACCUGCAGGCUGCAGCCACAGCUCGAGCAGCAGAACACGCCCUGCCACAGGAGAAGGUGGUCGCACGCACUUUACCUGCAGAGAACAAGCGCAGCCCCGAUGCUCCGCCGCGGGCCCGCAGCUCCACCGGACACUUACCCAAUGAGACCAGGACUUUCCCCCCACACACGUCUUCUCCUCCCCGGGAGCGUUCCAACCCGCGCCUGCUGCUCGGAUCACCCGGAGGUCCUGCGGGGCUCCGCACAGAGAUAAGGCGGCUUCCUGCAGCGGUUCACAGCGUCGAUCCGGCGCCUGGUCCCGGGCACCAUGAGCAGGAAGACGCGGCGCUGGAUCCUACAUUUUUUCCUGUGCCUCGGAGUAGUGUACCUGAAGAUCGGGGGUCUGUCCUCGGUGGUGGCGCUGGGAGCGAGCAUCAUCUGUAAUAAAAUCCCGGGCCUGGCCCCUCGUCAGCGGACUAUCUGUCAGAGCCGGCCCGACGCCAUCAUCGUGAUCGGAGAGGGGGUUCAGAUGGGCAUCAACGAGUGUCAGUUCCAGUUCCGACACGGGCGCUGGAACUGCUCGGCCCUGGGAGAGAGGACCGUGUUCGGCAAAGAGCUCAGAGUGGGCAGUAAGGAGGCAGCGUUCACGUAUGCCAUUAUCGCUGCCGGGGUGGCCCAUGCCGUCACUGCGGCCUGCACCCAGGGCAGUCUGAGUGGCUGCGGCUGUGACAAGGAGAAGCAGGGUUUCUACAACCAGGAGGAGGGCUGGAAGUGGGGCGGCUGCUCAGCGGACGUCCACUACGGCGUGGGUUUCUCCAAGGUGUUUGUGGACGCACGGGAAAUUAAGCAGAACGCCAGGACGCUCAUGAAUUUACAUAACAAUGAAGUGGGACGCAAGGUCCUGGAGAAGGGAAUGCGUCUGGAGUGUAAGUGUCACGGCGUGUCGGGGUCUUGCACCACCAAAACCUGCUGGACGACGCUCCCCAAGUUCCGUCAGCUGGGAUACAUUCUCAAGGACAAGUACAACCAGGCCAUACACGUGGAGCCGGUGCGAGCCAGCCGCAACAAGCGCCCCACCUUCCUGAAGAUCAAGAAACCCCAUUCCUACCGUAAGCCCCUGGACACGGAGCUGGUCUACAUCGAGAGGUCGCCCAACUACUGCGAGGCCGACCUGCUGACCGGCAGCAUGGGGACGCAGGGUCGCCUGUGCAACAAAACGGUCCUGCAGCCCAACAGCUGCGACCUGAUGUGCUGCGGCCGCGGAUACAACACGCACCAGUACUCGCGCGUGUGGCAGUGCAACUGCAAGUUCCUGUGGUGCUGCUACGUCAGAUGCAACACCUGCAGUGAGAGGACAGAGGUGUAUACCUGUAAAUAGAGAUAUUUAUUGGACGUGUAUUCACCUGAAGCGAUGCCUCUAACUUGUGUUGAUGAUACGGACGCCAGUGCACAUCUGUCAUCACACUGGACUCCACCUGUGGGCUCAUACUUUUAUUUCUAUUUUUCAUAAUGCCACUUCAUGCUCCAGGCUUGACGUAUCUGCCGGCCACACUGUUCUAUUGGCACGACUCACCUCAGACUGAUGGCUUGACUGACUUUAUCUUUUUCUAGACUAAUAAUUUAUUCAGUGAGAAAACUACUGAUCAUUUUUUUAAUUUCACUGUCAGCUAAAUCUGGUGGCGUUUUAAGCUGGUGUAGAUGUCUGGCAUUUUAUUUAGAAAAUAUCCAAGUGCACUUAAGAGCAAAAAUAAUUUUCUUUUCUUUUUUUUGUACGAGACAAUUUAAACACUGGAGCUGAAACCUGAAAGAGUCAGGACUGAACUUGACUGACAGAUUUGGGAAUCUGCCGCUUGCGUGCGUUAAACCCAGCAGAGGAAGAUGAAACUACUGAUUCUGGACUCGGUCUGAUAGUAUUGUUUUGUGCUUGUUUGUUUCCCCUUCCCCUCCAGUCUGCUGCUAGUUGUCUGGAAACUUCUGGAGUUUGUGACGAGCAGCCAUAUUGACUCUUCAGGCUUAGUUGACACCACCAAGAGCAAACGUCUGAGCUUCCAGACAUACAUUUCCCUCAAUGUUGGUCGAUAGAAUAUAUUUUGUAAGAGAUUAUUUUUAUAUAAAUAUUGUUUUAUUUAUUUUCUGUCUCUGUGUAAGAUAUUUCCCCUUCAGAAUUUUUCCACCCACUGAAACACUGUUUUAAAUGUGCCUCAGCAGAAGAAUAUAAUGAUGUCACACUGAAAUGUGCAGUAUUGUGAUAAUGUAACUAGUUUCAGGAAGCAUCACACUUUGCCUUCCAACCUACUGAGAGCCAAAUACCACUGUCCCCUCCAGGCUGGACACUGGUCCAUAAUAGAUAGAUAGAUAGAUAGAUGUACCUUAUUGAUCCCAAAUUGGGAAAUUAUUGAACAUUAGUUUCUGAGUCAUUGCAUCUCCUGCAGUGGAUUUCAUGUUUUUGGAGUUUACUCUCUACAUUCUGAGAUCAACCAGUUUCCACUAACGCCAAAGUGCUUUCUCCCUUAUCUAUACCAGCACCGACCCUGUCAUCUUCUGAUGAGCUGCUAACUUUUAACCCACAGUGGUUUCAUUUGGCGUUAAAGGAUGACUAAAUAAGAAUAAAAAGAAUAAAUGAGCAUAAAUGCAUAUUUGAAUCCAUUUACAAUUGGCAUCACAGUGCGUCUCAUGACCAGAUUGUUUCUAGAUAUGAUUUUAACCCCGAUUACAUUUAUACCUGGUAUUAAAGCCAGGUUAGGUAAUCCUGGAACAGCUAGCAAGAGCAGGCUACACUUUGAAAAUUUAAAGUUUAAAAAUGCAACGAUACAUUCCACCUCCUCCCAUUGGCUAAGCCCACAAAGCACAUGAACGUGCACUGACUUACAACUGCUAGAAGUGACCCACUGGCUACUGGCUAACAUCUCUGCGUCAGCGGAGUACGUUUCUCGACAGAAGACUCCAGUUAUGUGCAGUGACAGACAGGUACACCAGCCAAUCAUUUCGUUCAGAGGGCCACAGAAACUUUGUCUAUUGAUGCUAUCAGGACAUUAAGAGGAUUUCAACAAAUACGAUCAAAGAGUGUUUCAAAUACAACUUAGCAACCACUUGUUAAAUGUGUAUCUCCAAAUUGAGAUGUGACUGAUUGCGAAUGCUUUGUCAAUCGUGACGUCCUUCUCUUUUAUGCGCCGGUCCAAAAGACAAAAAAAAAAAAGAUAGACAGUACGUUAUUGUGUUUGCUUGUUUUUGAUUGGUGUUGCUUCUGUCCAUCCACGAGUGUCAUGCACGUCCAUUGUUGAGGACUGAGAAUAGGACACUUCAUGUGUUACUGGCUACUGGCUGCUAGCUGCCUACUGCUACCUUGCUUGUUUGGAAUAGUAUUUCUGCCUUUGUAGUUGCUCCAUGUGGAUUGACAACACAUUUACAUGUUGAGGUGGUUUCCUCUGACUGGAUCACAGUCCGUCCUCAAAGCAUCUCAGGUGCAUUUAAAACUGUAAUCUCAUAUGGUCAAACUCUAACUGAUUCCAAUCGGAUCUCCCAGAAUGCAUUUCAAUGCCUGGUGUAAAUGGGGUAUUCCAUUAUUUUCCCACAUAUUCAGUCAGAUGAAAUGAAAGGCGCUACAUGUUUCAGAGCUGGAUAAUAACCCAAACAUGAUGAUAAUGAGUUAUAAUUACUACAGGAGCACAACCUGGAGGUUUGACUCUGGCUCUCUGUGAUUUAAAUCAGUCCACAGGUAUGCAGUGAUCUCUAUCAAGUUUCUCACUAACACUACUUAUGGCCGGGUAUCAUUUCGCAUUUAAGUAUUGAGGCAUUUUACGGUAAGAGUCCUGUGAUUAUGCGUUAUUAAAAAAAAAAGGUUUCUGGUCAGAUCAUUAAAUAUCUGAUUAAAAAAUAAAAGACAAGAAUUCAUUUCCAGCUGUUGAGACUUGACAGUUUUUAAUACUUGGUAUCAUUGACACAUUUCAGGAAGGAAGUUUGCAACCCAGCUCCCAACUACGAAAUAGCCUUUGAAACAAUCUGAGGUACUGUAGUGAGCAGUCAGGUAAUAAUAGAUACAAGUGUAAAAUGCCUUCACCAACACAGUUGUAGAAACUAUGCUGUUUAUUUGGUUAUUAAUGAAAGAAUUCCCUGUGAACUCUCAACCCUGCAUGGUUACAGCUUUGUCUUGUAUGUGACUGAAUUAAUGAAAUCAUAUCAAAGCUGUAGUAUUCUUACAUCAGAAGUUAUUUUCAUGUAGAACCACACUGUCUUUUCAUUUGUUCUUGUUUAAUAAAUGUCGUC
This is a messenger RNA of Hippoglossus stenolepis (Pacific halibut), 4616 nucleotides long. RefSeq names its product wingless-type MMTV integration site family, member 7Aa (gene wnt7aa). Lineage: Eukaryota; Metazoa; Chordata; Actinopteri; Pleuronectiformes; Pleuronectidae. The transcript has 4 exons. Gene Ontology annotation, biological process: neuron differentiation; multicellular organism development; positive regulation of JNK cascade. Gene Ontology annotation, cellular component: extracellular region. Gene Ontology annotation, molecular function: cytokine activity; frizzled binding. Bases 682 to 1731 code for a protein of 349 amino acids. The record is from RefSeq and is a predicted model, not a curated record.